CGUGAUUUUGAUGAUUAUAACUUCCGCUUUACAACAUUGCCUAGGUUAUACUCUACCGAGGUGAUAAUUCGCAAUAAUGCGGGAAAUAAUUACCUUACAGCUCGGCCAGCAAAGCAAUUACCUAGCGAGCCAUUUUUGGAAUGCCCAGGAGUCUUACUUUACGUAUGGCGCGGAAGAGGAAUCGCCCAUCGAUCACGAUGUUCAUUUCAAGCCCGGUAUUGGGUCUGAUGGCACCGAGACCUUUAUGCCCCGGACCGUCAUUUACGACUUGAAAGGGGGAUUUGGUACACUAAGAAAAAUUAAUUCUUUGUAUGAAAUAGAUGGCGAUCCGUCUUCUAGUAGCUUAUGGUCUGGCCAAACCGUAAUACAGCGACAACAGCCUAUAGAGGCAAGCGCAUAUCAAGAGAGUCUCGAUGCUGGACAGGCACCUGCUGAACUCACUACAAACACAGUCAGAUACUGGUCUGACUUCAACCGUGUAUUUUAUCACCCAAAGUCCAUCAUCCAACUAAGCGAAUAUGAGCUCAACUCAACUGUCAUGCCUUUCGAGAAGUGGCACAUGGGAGAAGAGUUAUUUGCCUCCUUGGAUAAGGAACAUGACCUCUUAGACCGGGAUUUACGUCCUUUCGUUGAAGAGGCAGACCAAAUGCAAGGUCUCCAGAUUAUGACCGGCAUUGAUGAUGCCUGGGGAGGAUUUGUAGCGAAAUAUAUGGAGAGAUUGAGAGAUGAGUAUGGCAAAACCCCUACUUGGGUUUUUGGGUCGCAGGCGCCAUCCAGGGGAUUACCGCGGGAGAAGAGACUAUUGAAACUCGUCAACAAGGCUCGGACUCUGUCAGAACUCAAUUCGCAAGCUUCAUUAGUCAUUCCUCUUGCCUUACCAGAACGACCCUUGCCGUCAACUAUACAGUUGGAUUAUUCAUCAUCCUGGCAUGUAUCUGCGCUAUUCGCUGCGGCUUUGGAGAGUGUCACUCUUUACACCCGGCUAAGGACAUCUGACCGAAUUUAUUCGAGUAACCUCGGCAACAUGACGGAUCUCCUUAAUGUAUUUGGGAAGCAAACUAUUGCAAACUUGGAAAUGAGCAUUUUCGAGGCGCCCAAGCCUCAUCAGAAUGGCACAAAUGGCACAAAUGGGACUAGUGAUGAGACAAAUGGGUUGAAUGGAAGAGGUGAAAAUAUAGGCAGGCUGUUUGAGAACGGGAUAAACCUUGACGACGAGUCUGAGUCUGGUUCUCAAAAAGGGGCUGCGACUUUGGACAUCGACUUAUCAUCCCCUCAAGACCUUAACCUCGACACCAGUGGCAGGAGACGCAGAAAACGUCACAUUUUCAGCCAGGUUAUAGGUGAUAGAGGAUUGCAGAACCUGGAGCGAGCCAAUGAUGAUGGCAACCGAGAGCUGAGGGAAUACGGGAUGCGACGCCGGCCAAAAUUCCACAAUUAUCGAUCACGGGUCGCUUUCCCUAUACUCGACAGCUAUCCUAAGAUAUUCCGGGAUAGUUAUGGUCACCCCGUAAGAGAGAACGUAUCCGUCAAAACUGCCUUAUCCACAGACUCGACGGUCACGGAUAAAGUUAAGGCUAUACGUAAUACCGUCGUUCGCUCUAUUGGUCUAGAAGACCGCGAGACGAUAGGCAACGAACUUGCUGAGAUUGCCGAUAGUUAUAAAGAAGGCUGGUCUAGCGAUAGCGACGAUGACGAUGAUGACGAAUGAAAAGCUGGCUUCUGAAUUAAUGCCAAGAGUAUUACACAAUCUACGCCCCAGAUGUGCACAAAUACAAAGGCAUCUCGACU
This is a messenger RNA of Annulohypoxylon maeteangense, 1788 nucleotides long. Its product is annotated as tubulin nucleotide-binding domain-like protein. Gene Ontology annotation, cellular component: cytoplasm. NCBI's taxonomy places the organism in Eukaryota, Fungi, Ascomycota, Sordariomycetes, Xylariales, Hypoxylaceae. The record is from RefSeq and is a predicted model, not a curated record. The transcript is spliced from 3 exons. Gene Ontology annotation, biological process: mitochondrion distribution. Bases 77 to 1708 code for a protein of 543 amino acids.